Messenger RNA from Pectinophora gossypiella (pink bollworm), 3864 nucleotides. Its product is annotated as alpha-tocopherol transfer protein-like. NCBI's taxonomy places the organism in Eukaryota, Metazoa, Arthropoda, Insecta, Lepidoptera, Gelechiidae. Bases 122 to 1027 code for a protein of 301 amino acids. The record is from RefSeq and is a predicted model, not a curated record. Gene Ontology annotation, cellular component: membrane. Gene Ontology annotation, molecular function: phosphatidylinositol bisphosphate binding. The transcript has 6 exons.
CAAAGGAGCACAUUCAGGCCAUUCAUUCACUAUAGAUCACUCGCAUGCUCCUUCUGCUAUAAGAUACACUGUCGAUUAUAAUCCUAGUACAUUCAAUCAUAAAGUUAAAAGUUAAGUGAAGAUGCCCGUGGUGUCGCAAAUAGUUGUUCAGAAGGAAUAUGAAAAAAAUACAAAUAUAAAACCAUCGGAUAUAAAGUGUAUACGGGAUUGGUUAUCGAAGCAACCUCACCUGCCGAAAGAUCACAUCACUGAUUUAGAUCUAAUUCUGGCAUUCCAUUGUUGCGAAUGCUGCAGUGAUACGACCAAACGCGUCAUUGAUCUCAACUACACUUUGAGGUCGUUGUUCACUUUUUAUCAGCUGAGGACAAUAGACGAAAGGCUGGAGGGUGCUCUACGCACUUGGCUAAUCACUCCGUUGGCCACAACGACAAAGAAAGGUUAUCGAGCAAUAUAUUGUCAACUGUUGGACUCAGAUUCACAGAAAUUCAUAUACGGCGAUGUUGUCAGAGCUUUCGUUAUGAUCAUGGACCUGUGGUUAUCUGAAGAAGGAACAGCACCGGGAACUGUUGUCAUAGUCAACAUGGACAAAGUGUCACUGGGCCAUGUGUCCCGAAUCGACCUCACAGUAGCGCAACAGUUUUUCUACUUUUUACAGGAAGCCAUGUUCGUUCGACUUAAAGAGUUCCAUUUCAUAAAUGCUCCAAGUUUCAUGGACAACUUGAUGUCGAUGGUGAGACCGUUCAUGAAAAAAGAAUUACUGGAGAUGCUUCAGGUCCACCCAGCUGGUUCUUCUACUGUGCAAGAGUACAUACCCAUAAGUGCGUUGCCUAAAGACGCCGGGGGAGAUAAUAAGAACGGGGAACAAUUAAGAGAUGAAAUAUGGAAUAAACUGAAGGCGAACGAAAACUUUUUUCAGGAAGAAUCGAAAUGCAGAGUAGACGAAUCGAAACGACCCGGUGGGUCUAAGAACUUGAGCACAUUUUUCAGUGGCAUAGACGCCUCAUUUAAAAGAUUGGAAAUUGACUGAUGGAUCCGAUAGUAGGUUACAAGGUACUUUGUAUAAAACGGGUAAAAUGCAAAUCAACCAUUAAGAUAAGUAAUGUCAUGAGGUUUUUCAUUGUUACGUACAAGCUUUUGCCUUUGGCUUCGGUCGAGUAGACUUCAGCUAUCUGUAAGCACGUCCGUAACACGGAUUUCGAUCUACCUAUGUGCCGAUUUUUACCUAAAUCAGUGCAGUAAUUUGGGAGUAAAAAAAAUGUUAUUAUGAUAACAAAUAUUACUUUCUAAUUUAUAAAUAAUACUUAUUAGGUACUAUAGAUUUAUAUAAGCUCACGAUUAUAUUCCGAUUGGAUAAGCCAAGUCAGGUCUAUCAAUCGCAAGAUGAACUAAGUACCCACACCUCACCGAGCCUUCUUUUAGAUCAACGUGAGAGGUGUAGAGACGACUAUAAUGGUAACUGCACUUAAGUUAAAUUAAUAACUCAUUGCAAGUUCGGUACCGGGGUUCCCGAUUGAGAAGGAAGCCGGUGUACCGCAGUGACUAUUAUAGAUUGAUUUGUAUAGAUUUACAGUCGUAACAUAAAGCCAUGCUAUAUCAAAAAGCGCAUGGCUAUUAAUUUGACGAAGAGAAUGCUUUCCUAUAACUGUAGUGUGCCUUAUAUUUCCAGAACGAGCAAGCUUGUUUCUAUUGUCCACCUGUCCAUACUGUAUUACAGUUAUUACAAGGCUUCAAGGAAAUGUUAAGAUCGUAUGAAGGCUUGGAAGUGAACCUGACUCCCUCAUUGUUGGGGUAAUAGCAGCUAUUGUUGUGUUAGCCAGUGUUGUUGUAUGCUGCGGAAUUGUAAUUGUUGAACAACAUACCAAGUUGCGAACCUUACUGAUUUAAUACCUGCAUUUUCAUGAAACUAACGAGAACAUUUCAAUCAUAUUUGCUACUAAAACCCUUCUACAUCCUAUUAGAUAACAGGAUAAAUGCAGAAGAAGAUUUUUUAAAGUUUAAAAUAAAUAUAGGGUGUUAGCGACAUUGUAACGAAAACUUUGUGGGAUGAUUCAGACCAUGAUUCUGAGUUGAUAACACGUGGAAUUUUCCGUCGCAAAAGUAUGGAACUGAAAAUAAUAAAAAAAACACAAAAAUUUCCAUGAAUUUUCCGACAGGAAAUUCCACUUGACAUCAACUCAAAAUCAUGGUCUGACUCAUCCCCCUCAGUAUUCGUUACGUUGUCACUAACACCCAUACCUACUUGUAUGGCUAUCUGUAUGUACUUGUGCGGGAUGUAAGUUAUAUCGUAACGAAUACUGAGAGGGAUGAUUCAGUUCAUUAUUCUGAGUUAAGAACAAGUGAAAUUUUUCAUCGCAAAAGUAUAAAAUUGAAAGUAAUUUAAAAAAGCUAAAAAAAAACAUGAAUCUUGCGACGUUAAAUUCCACUUGAUAUUAAUGCAGAAUCAUGGUCUGAAUCAUUCCCCUCAGUAUUCGUUACGAUGUCACUAACUUCCUGUAUAUUUGUACAGUAAGUACCUACGUUUAUUUUUUUAGGAAUAUACUUACUUCUCAGCUAAUUCAAAUCUAGACUGUUUUGGUGCUUAUUAUAGAAGCCAAUGCGUGCGGUAUUUCAUUAUCACAUUGAAGUAAAUUGCUUGUAACAAGACCCCUUUAUUAAUUUGACCUCCUCAAAGAUCGACAUUGUGGUACCGUGUUUGUUGCUAGCUCGCUUGUAGAUAAGCCACCAAUCAUUCGAAAACAAAUUGCAUCUGGUCACUAUUGUCAUAUAAUACAUGCUAUUGUUAUGUACUUACUAUAAUAGUGUUAUACACAGUACAUACUUACAAUGAAAAUGCGAGGUCGACCUUUGACAUUGGUGCUGAUUCCUGUACACACCACAUAAUUUUAUUUUAAGUUAUACCUGUCAUUUUCUUAUACGCUGAAAAAGAAAGGGACGGGUAAUGGACAGGCAUAAAAUUUAUAGAACACACGUCAUGUUUAGGCAGAAAUUUAAAAAAGCCCUUCCAAAAUUUUAUAUUUUUCAAUAACCCGACAGAAUUAAGUUGACAGCAUACGUCAAAUGGGUUGAUGAGAUGCCUAUUUUAUUAGUUCGGGUUAUUUAACCUUUUUAUUGGUUUUAAAAUUUACAGUUGUCUAUCAUCCGUCCUUUUCUUUUCGGCGAAUAAAAAAAUACAGGUAUAACUUAAAAUUAAAUUAGGAUGUGUCUGCAGGAAUCGGGGCCAAUGUCUGUGUAAAGAUCUUGUUUUCGAUGUACCCUUAUUAUACUAAAAGUUCGCGUGUAAUAAAUUUAAAAUAAGUUGGAUGAAGUAGUUUUAAUAAGUUACGAUUGUUCUACAGGAAGGUCGGUGCAGACGCUCCAGACCAAAACACAAAGCGUAAGAGAGAAUCUAAAGGAUUUCAAACUUCGACAGCCAAAAAAGUCUAUUAAAAGUUCCAUCUGAAAUUUCACAAACUUAAUUCAAAUUUCGCUCGCUUGUAAGUUCGCAGCGGAACUUUAUUUCGUUACCUUCAUUUAAUUUCCUUAUUUUCGUUAUCACUUUGCAUCUGUCUACAGGUGCUUGAUUCCACGGUUCAAAUUUUAAUACAAAGUUUGUGUAAAAAAACCGGUAAAGUGCGCAGUCGCAGUUAGGUAUCGAGGCUUCCCGUGUUUUUUUUUUCUUAGUGUCUAAUACUCCGCCUGUUAUUAUAACUUUUUGUCUUGCAGCACAUUAGAUGGUCCAAAUGCAGAUGUAGAUUUUUUUGUAAUGUAGGUUGUUACCAUAUAAAAUUUUCGUAUUUUUUCUUUUACUUGUCCAGUGGGUGAGUUGUGCAAUUACAUGAUUAUGGUAGGUUACGAUGAUUCAGAAAUUAAAAUAUGUGAACUAAA